Messenger RNA from Procambarus clarkii (red swamp crayfish), 9115 nucleotides. RefSeq names its product ATP-binding cassette sub-family C member 3. The record is from RefSeq and is a predicted model, not a curated record. Lineage: Eukaryota; Metazoa; Arthropoda; Malacostraca; Decapoda; Cambaridae. Gene Ontology annotation, cellular component: membrane. Gene Ontology annotation, biological process: transmembrane transport. Gene Ontology annotation, molecular function: ABC-type transporter activity; ATP hydrolysis activity; ATP binding.
AUAAACAUAUUACCGAACAUUCUGAGAGAUAAACAUAUACAUUUCCUCUAAAUAGGUUGGUGAAAUUAUAUAAGGCCGGUAUUUGCACAUUCAUUCAUAGCCACUAACACGCAUAGCGUUUCAGGCAGGUCCUUAAUCUAACAUAUCAGAUGAAAAGGUACAUUGUAGCAAGGCUUUAUAUCAACAAAUAACUACAAUAUAAAUUGACAGAGGUGAUUACAGUGGUGACGAUAAAUGUCUUAAUAUUGGGGGAAGUAUGUAGUACAAGAUACAGUGUGAGUUUGAAGCACUAGAUAGGAAACUAUGAGGAUGAAACUAGGUUCUUUUUGGUUUUACUUUUGAAUAGGGGAAUAGGUUGGACAAUUUUUUUAAUUCAUCAGGGAGUGAGUUCCAAAGACUGGGUCCUUUUAUUUGCAUAAAGUGUUUGCACAGAUUUAGUGCUGGAAUAGAAACCAUAGCGAAGCUGGAAUAACACUUGAGAUAUAACGUGGUGCAACUCCCUCUGGUGACGGUGUAGCGGCGUCUUGUGCUGGGACUACACAGGGUGACCAGAGUCAGGGUGAUAGAGCAUUAUUUAAUACGUUUCUCUUUAGGUUGGAAAUCUCGUAUAGAGUAUUGGUUAGUCGCCGUUUUCUGUUGAUGUCGCGUAUCCUUUCGCUUCGUUUUCUUUGCACACAGACCUUGGUGAAAUUUAAACAUUAAUUCCUAAAAAAAUGGAGAUAUUUAAACACUAUUAUACAUGUUUGUAGCGAGAGAUUAUGAUAAUACCAUUUUGAAUAUAUUAUAAAAAUGAAUCGUUUUAGCUGGAGGAUUUAUUCCUAUAUUUGUCCUCGGCAAGAAGUACACUCAAGAGUAAACAGACGCCAGUCGUCGUGAGACCCUGGAGGAGGGAGGACGCGCGCACUCUUCUCUCUCUUGAAGGUGACAAGAAAAAAAAUCACAAAAUAAAUGGUUAAUUUUGUGUUGUGUGCAUGAAGAUAAGCUACUUGAAUUAUAGCAGCUUCUGGGUUAUACUUUUCUCAGUAUAGUGUCAUUAACACCUACCUCAUACAAAAGACAACAUUACUGAGCAGAUACUUUAUCAGGUCAGCAAAAGUUUUAGUAAAACUAGUAUGAAAGCACCAGCAUCAUCAUGAAAGUACUGAAAAUAUCAGUACAAAUAUAGCAGCAGCUGCAACACAUUUGCUGUAGCAAUAGGAACAAAUCAAGAAUAGAAGAGACAGACAGCAAGAGAUAGCCAAGAGCCAGCUGACAUUCAACAUGACAGAAUCAAAUGCCCUUAUCAAUGAUCUAGAUGAUCCUCUGUCCCAAUUUUGUGGCCAUCCAUUUUGGAACGUAAGUUUCUCUUGGGACUCACAUGACCCGGAACUGGGUACGUGUAUCGAGAGGACAUUGCUAAUAUGGGGACCGUGUCUUCUCCUCUGGGUGUGUGCCCCUGUAUACAUCUUCACACAGUUUCAAGGAAGCCAAACUGCUAUUCCCCGCUCAUGUUUAUUGUACUUCAAGCUAGUAUUGUCAGUAUUGGUGACAGCGGCAGCUGUUGCAGAGCUUGUAAACGCAGUGUCAAAGUCAUCUCAGGAAAAUGUUGUUUCAACCAAUGAUUUUGUCGCUCCUGUUAUUCUCAUGAGUUCUUAUAUAUUGCAAAUGAUAUUGGUAUUCCUGAGUCAUAAGUAUGGAGACAGAAGCAGCGGACUUGUGUGGCUGUUUUGGUUCCUGCAAGUCAUAUGUGGUGUCCCGCGCCUCAAGUCUACACUCUCAUCCACUGCCAGCCCCGAUGGGAACUUGGAUACAAUAACAUUCCUUGUACAGUACAUUGGUGGUGUUGUACUCUUAAUUGUGAACUGUUUUGCUGAUAAUCCUCCUGACUCAGAUGGACUCAGCAAGGUCUACCCAGAGCAGCAUGUGUCCUUCAUAAACAAAAUAACCUUCCACUGGGUGAGUGGCCUCGUGUGGUUGGGUUGGAAACGUUCCCUGACCCAUGAUGACCUUUGGGAAGUCCCUUCUCAUUGUACGACUAGUAAUCUGGAUGCUUUAUGGAGAGCAGCUUGGAGUAAUGAGCUCUCAGUAGCCAGACAAAAGGCAUCAUUAAAAAAACAACAUUCUCCAGCUGAUAUUGAAGAAAAGAAGCCAUGUUUGUCUGUUCUUCGAGUCAUUGUAAGAUCGAUCUUCUGGCCGUAUGUCUAUGCCUCAGUUAUGCACGUCUCUGCAGAAUUGGUUUUAUUUUUUACUCCGCGACUCCUAGGUUUGUUGAUCAGCUUUUCAAGCAAUGAGGAAGAGCCGGUGUGGCACGGUUACUUUUACGCAAUCUUGCUUCUCCUUGUCAGUUUCCUCACAACCAUCUUUAGAACCAUCUUUGCAUACAAUGCUUGGAUCAUUGGUGCAAAGGUCAGGUCGUCUUUAAUGGCUGCAGUAUACCGAAAGGCACUUACACUCUCAGUUGCUGCUAGACGAGAGUCAACUGUUGGUGAAAUUGUCAACCUGAUGGCUAUAGAUUCUCAGAAAAUAAGUGAUUUUCCCUUAUUUUCCAGCUUGUUUUGGUCAGGUCCCCUGAUCAUAAUAAUUGCUCUGUAUGAACUAUGGAAGAUAUUGGGACCUGCAGCACUCUCUGGCCUGGCUGUCUUGAUACUUCUCAUCCCCAUAAACAGUGUCAUUGCCAACAAUAUCAUAACCCUCCAGAGCUCUCAGAUGAAGUUCAAAGACAAGAGAAUCAAGAUGCUUAAUGAAAUCAUUAAUGGAAUAAAAGUACUGAAAUUGUAUGCUUGGGAGAACUCCUUCAAUAAUCAGGUAGAAGAUGUCAGAAAGGCAGAGAUUAAAGUUCUGAAGAAGUCGGCGUACCUUCAGUCAUUCGUGGUUUUCAUAUGGCUUACCACUCCGUACUUGGUUGCAUUAAUCUCAUUUAUCACAUUUCUGAUGUCAUCUGAGGAAAACGUGCUGGAUGCUAAGACAGCUUUUGUUUCAAUUGCACUCUUCAACCUUAUGCGCUUCCCAAUUAAUCAACUGCCACAAGUUAUUGCUGCAGGUAUUCGGGCAAGAGUCUCCUUACAGAGAAUACAGAAAUUCUUGACUUCAGCAGACAUGGAUCCUCAUGCAGUAUGCAGUGACAACCAACAAAAUGUAGCAGUUAUGGUCCACAAGGGAGAGUUCAGUUGGAACACUGAUGAUGGGAAAACUUCAUGGCGGCUGAAGAAUGUCGAGCUGGAAAUUCAACCUAAGCAGCUGGUAGCCGUUGUGGGGCCCGUAGGAGCUGGCAAGAGUUCUCUACUCUUUUCCCUACUUGGGGAGAUUGAUAAAGAUUCUGGUAAUGUUGUUGUAAAUGGCAAAGUGGCUUAUGUUUCUCAACAAGCUUGGUUACAAAAUGCAACGCUGAAGGAAAAUAUCACCUGGGGUCAACCAUUUGACGAGGAACGUUAUCGUAAAGUUGUGGACGCUUGUGCCCUUCAACAGGACUUGGACAUGCUGCCAGCUGGGGACAUGACAGAGAUAGGAGAAAAGGGAAUUAACCUCAGUGGUGGACAAAAACAACGGGUGUCUCUGGCCCGGGCAGCAUAUAGUGACGCAGAUAUCUUCUUGCUGGAUGACCCUCUCAGUGCCGUAGAUGCUCAUGUUGGACGUCAUAUAUUUGAUAAGCUCAUUGGUCCUGAGGGAAUGUUGAAGGACAAGACCAGGUUGUUGGUGACACAUGCAGUGUGGGUGCUGCCUCAGGUUGAUCUUGUGGUUGUGAUAAAAGAUGGAUGCUUAGUGGAAAAUGGCAGUUACAUGGAGCUGCUGAAGGGAGAUGGGGACUUUGCUCAAUUCUUGCUUCAACACAUAACUAAUCCUGAUAAUGGUCAUGAGGAUGACAGUGAUAUUGAUGAAAUAUGUGAACAGCUUGAAAAUGCUGCUGGUGGACAGAUCCUUAUAGAAAAGCUAUAUCAACAAGCCAAUAACACUGAGCUUCGAAGAUUUGGCAGUGCAGCUAAACGUCAACGAAACGGCAUCAGUGAAAGCAGGCACUCAAGAACAGAAAGUGGAGGAGAUCACAGUCAUAAACGGAAACAUCUACAGUCUAUUUCUUCUUCUGGAACUGGAAGUCUUUGUGACAUCUUUACUCAUGAAUCAAUAUCCAUGAAUGAAAUGGGAGGAAAAGUUGAUGAUGUUAGCAAAGAGAAAGCAGGAGAAACUUUGAUUCAAGAAGAAGCAUUAGAGACUGGCAAGGUAAAGAAGGAAGUGUAUUAUUUUUAUGCAGUAGCAAUGGGACUCUUGCCUGCUGUUCUUCCAACACUUCUGCUUGCUGUUGCCCAAGGUUGCCAGGCAAGCAGUAAUGUUUGGCUCUCCUAUUGGUCAGAAACCGCUGCCAAUUCCUCCAGCAACAGUACAGGUGAAGACUUCAGCCGUGUGGAGUUCUUGGCAGGCUAUGGUGCCCUUGGCUUUGGACAGUCUUUAUUUUACUACAUGGCAUCAGUUUUGCUAUGGAUAGGCUGCAUGAAGGCUGGGAAGGACAUUCACCAGAAACUCUUGAAUAGUGUACUACAUCUUCCCAUGAGCUUCUUUGACACUAAUCCUAGUGGACGUAUCAUGAACCGCCUCAGCAAGGAUAUAGAUGUCCUUGACAGUGUGUUACCUAUUCUGAUAACACACACCUUAGUUGUCUUAUCACAGGUCAUCGCAACACUGAUUGUGAUUGUGGCCUCAACACCAAUAAUUGUUGUUGUCAUUAUUCCCAUCAUGGGGUUGUAUUAUUUCAUCUUGAUUGUCUACAUUUCAACCACAAGGCAGCUCAAGCGGAUUGAAUCGGUUGCCAAAUCUCCCAUCUACUCGCAUUUUGGAGAGUGUGUUCAAGGUGCAUCAAUUAUUCGGGCAUUUAAAAAACAAGAUAAUUUCAUCCAUACAUCCCACAUGAAAACAGAUUAUUGUUUGCAAGCUUUCAUGGCCAACCUUGCAUGUAACAGGUGGUUAGGCAUACGUCUUGAGUUUAUUGGGAACAUCAUCAUCUUUGCUGCGGCCAUCUUUGUUGUAGCUGGUCGGGGCUCAGUGAGCUCGGGCAUUGUUGGUCUUACUUUAACCUAUGCUCUUAAUGUAACGGUAAUUCUCAACUUUUUGGUAAGGAUGAGCUCAGAAAUAGAAGCCAAUAUUGUGUCUGUCGAGAGAAUUAAGGGAUACAUUGAGGAGGAACAUGAAGCACCAUGGAACAUUGAGGUCUCUACUCCACCAAAGUCAUGGCCAGAGUGGGGCUGUCUCACUUUUACCAAUUACCAAACCCGAUACCGUCCCGGCCUAGACCUCGUACUCAAGGACAUCACCUGUACCAUCAACCCGGGAGAAAAGGUUGGCAUUGUGGGGAGAACUGGUGCUGGCAAGUCAUCUUUAACUCUUGCUCUGUUUAGAAUUAUCGAGGCCAAUGGCGGUACCAUCGACAUUGAUGGCAUCAAUAUAGCUAAAAUAGGACUCCAAGACUUGAGGCAAUGUCUCAGCAUUAUACCUCAGGACCCUGUUUUAUUUAGUGGAACAUUACGCAUUAAUUUGGAUCCUUUUGGCACCUAUAACGAUGCAGACGUGUGGCAUGCACUGGAGUUGGCUCAUCUUAGCUCCUUUGUUCGUGCUCAAGAUCUUGGUCUUCAGACCAACAUUGAUGAAGGUGGCUCAAACCUCAGCGUUGGCCAACGACAACUUGUUAGCUUAGCUCGGGCUCUGCUCCGUAAGUCUCGUAUUCUGGUGUUAGAUGAAGCAACGGCAGCUAUCGACCUGGAGACUGAUGAUCUGAUUCAGACCACUAUCCGAUCUGAGUUUGCUGACUGCACAGUGCUCACAAUUGCCCAUCGUCUCAACACCAUUAUGGAUUGUGACAGAGUGAUGGUGAUGGACAAGGGCAAGAUAGCAGAAUUUAACACGCCAGCUGCACUACUGGCUAGCAGAGAUUCCAUCUUCUAUGGGAUGGCAAAAGAUGCUGGUCUUGUAUAGAUACUCGUGUGCAUUUAAUAUAUCAUUAUACAGUAAAUGUAUUUAACAAAUUGGUAUAGCAUUGUUUUCAAAUAUAGAAAAUGUGUUACCAACAGAUAAUUUGCUGUCUACUGUGAACUAAUAAUAAGCAUUAACCAGAAAGUUUCAUGAACUGGCUUCUUAAGAGAUUCAAUAGGAAUAUUUUAAACAAUACAGUACAUGAAUAAUUGUGAUAAAUUACUCAUUUUACCACUUUUUUUUCUAAUUAAACUAAAUUAAAUUUGUUGAGACUGGAAACAAAAAACCUGUUGGGGUACAAAGUAAAAAAAAAAAAAAAAACUGAACGAAUUAAAACUUCUCUGACUGGAGGAGCCUCGGUGGCUCCCUGAAGUUAUCUUGCUGAGAUUGCUCCAUACUAAACGUUAUAAGUCACAGAAGUUCUGUUUGAUGUACCAGGCACCAGAGUCAAAACCUGGCACCCUUCACAGAGGUGCCGGGAGCCAGCAACAAUCCAACACCCUACCAGAAAAAGCCUUCAAAACUUCAGGGAAGUUUUACAGACAACUGGGGGUUCCCAGAAAAUGAUGCCUCAAAACCACUUAACAACUCUGCAAAUGAUUCACACAAACACGUAAUUCACUCUAACUAGCUUGAAACAUUUUAGUACAGGACUCCUCCUGAACGAAGAGUUUCAUUACAAUCAAUGCUGGGUUUCUGGAGGGAGCCACCCCCUCCCUUCCAUCCUCCCUGGUGGCAUCCUAAAGCUAACCGCAGAGAAACAAAAACGGGACUUAGCAGAAAGGAGAGGUGGCAGGCACUAGAACGAAGAGGAUAACCAAGUCCACAAGACACAGCCAAAUGUUGCACACGACCGACUGGGACCAGGAACACUGACCAAAUGUUGGGUCGCUAGAAUGCCAAAGUCCUCGAGCCCAAAUAUUAGUCCAGGAUAUGUUGGAGAAGACAGCGGCCAAAACUGUAUGUACUGUAUUUGUGAACAUCAUGGGCUCAAGGGUAGACCGCUGGGUGGCUAGACUUAGAUGACCUGAGAAAUGCAAGCCUUAAAAUAGGGAAUCAAGGAAACAGGGUCAACAAACAAGCAUGCAGCUCUGGCUGAACCAAGCAUCAAUCAUUAAAGAACCCCUCUGGAAGCGUGCUAACUCAUUCAUCAGAAAAGAAGGUGGUGGCAGACUACCCACCUACUAGAGCUAAAGGAUCAAAGCCCUCCCCCUCCUCCUGAGAAGAGCCUAAAGCUCCACAACCCAACAAUUGGAAGUGAUACCCAUCAAAAAGACAAUUUUUGACAGACAGCCUUAAGAAAGAUAUCAUGAGCCAAAAUUAAAACCAUAAACCGAAAUGAGGAGGAGCAUGAACAGGCCUGAAGUAAAAAAAAAAUAUAUAUACGAGACAACCUGUGAAAUGGUGCCAUGGAGGUGUUGACACCAAAUGCAAGUAACAGAGGCUCUGCCAAUGCCAAACGAAAAGAGGUAACAUUAUUAGUGAAUCGGAUACCGUGCAAGAAACAAGCACGACAAAAAGGACAGGUCAGACCAGAUCGAAACCAAAAAGACGACAAAUUGACAAGAAGUGGAGAAAUGAGCGCCAAGCAUCUUCAUGCUGUUGCUGUGAGGAAAGACACGGGUAAGACACCAACAAACUAGCAACCAUUUUUGCCAUACAAAUGGUAAUAGACAUGUGUCAAACACCAAAUGCAAAGAGCAGAGGAUGAGUUCAAACCAACAAAGUAUACUAACAAGUCAAUCUGCUCUAAAAAAGACAGCCACCGGGUUUCGGAUCAAGCUAGGAGCACCAGACGCCAAGACUAGCCUGGCUACCUAGCCAGAAGGAUCACCCUCCUUGAGUAUGAUUCCAGACUGGACAGCAUCUCGAGGACCCACCAAGGAAAAAGGUAAGGGAACCUCUGCCUCAACCAGUCCAGUCGAAAGGCAUCCACCGCGAGAGCCUUGCGAUUGGGAAAAGGAGCUAAGUAAGAGGUAAGGUGUUGGUUCCAUGCCAAUGUGAAGAGGUCCACCUUGGGACAACUUAACAUCUCGCAUCCAGUAGUAGGAAAUAUCAUCAACAGUCUACUCUGUGGAAAUGGGACGGAAGAUGGGAUAACCCAUCUGUGAAAAUGUUGGACACAGCCUGCAUGUGAACUGCUGGGCAAAUCAAACCCCGCCUGUUGAGCUGGACGUUUUGGGUAGCUGAGCUACCCAAAGUGUAGAAGAUUGGCCUUUUCUUUCUGAAAUUCAGCCUUAUCCUGGUAAUGUAAUCCCAUGUAACCACAAUGUGGGUAAAUGCUCCCCAACCAUCUCAGUUUUCUCAGUAUAUUUAGCCUUUUCUUCUAUGUUAUAAUAUCUUCUUUUCCUCCCUACCUGAUUCAGCCUGACUAGUACUGCUAGUAGAUACUGUAUAUUUAUUUUCAAUUAAUUAAAUAUCCUUAGAAAAGGUUUAUCCAGUAAGAAAUUCUUACCACCAGAUCAAGGUUCAUUUUAAUUGUGGUCUAUAAGAAUAUAGGCUCCACUGACAUUGUACUAAAAUACUAUGCAGUGCUCCAUCAAAAAUCCAGAUGUUCAUUUAACAGAUCUCUCAAAAGGUCAAAAUCCUGCCACUGGACCCACCAAAUUUUGUAUUUCUCUCAAGAUUUUUCAUAUAAAAUCUUGAUCCAAAGAAAGUUUUGAUCAUGGUAAAGUUGAUGGGCCUAUUUCAGCUUCAACAUCCAGGGAGGGGGGGGAGGUCGUGGCCCUAUCUUUGAAAAAUAAGCUUUAGGGGCUGAAAGGGCACCUGGGGAAUAAUGGAGAUGAGUAUGAGAUCUCAACAGUUAGGUUCUACUGGGAGAUUUUCAUCAUGUGAUACAUUGAAAUAAAAAUUCCACUUAAUGAAAUUUGCACAGAUCCUGGGGGAAAAUUGGGGAAUGAAUGGGAAUUCCUAAAAUACUGUACUACAUUGCUUGUUUUUAAAUAUUUAUAUAGAAGAGCAAAAUAUAAAUAGUUGGUGCCAUAAUUAAAACAAAAUUCAGCGAUUUGUUUUCAUUUCGAGUUCAACAUGAAAAAUAUGGAAAUUCGGUAAUAGCCACAAAACCAGUGUUGAAUGUAAUGAAAUGCCAUUUUCUGGGUGAGCCCCGGAGGCUUCCUUGAGCUUAUUGGGCUAAUGUGUGUUAUAUUAGACCGGGACAUUAGCUAUGGAGUUCAGACCUACC